Pseudocercospora fijiensis CIRAD86 is the source of this 1086-nucleotide messenger RNA. RefSeq lists its product as uncharacterized. Lineage: Eukaryota; Fungi; Ascomycota; Dothideomycetes; Mycosphaerellales; Mycosphaerellaceae. The transcript is spliced from 9 exons. The record is from RefSeq and is a predicted model, not a curated record. The coding region runs from base 1 to 1086 and encodes 361 amino acids.
AUGGCAACACAGCGUCCCAUCUGGAAGCUCAUGCAAGAGGUGCCGCAGGAGAUCUUCGACAAGAUAUACGGCCUUACCUUCUCGACCGACUCCUUCCCAACGACCCACAACAUAACCUCUUCAACACGUCCUCCAGCGAUCAUGCAAGUCGACCGUGCUUCCCGCACUACCAUUCAAGCAGCAUACUACUCUGCAUCUUUCAUCUUGCGCGAUCACUUCCAGUGUCGUCGCUGGAUCGAUACACUCUCUGCCUACCAGAAAUCCCUCAUUCUUGGGAUUCAGUACUCUUACCAUCCCGACCAAGAUCCGAUACAUGUACUUCCUCCAUACUCUUCAUACUUUCCAUUUGCCCGAUUGACAUUACUCACAAGAACAAUCACCAUUCGCAGCGGUAGAAGACCUCGAUCAGCAAGAAUCAUGGCAACACAGCGUCCCAUCUGGAAGCUCAUGCAAGAGGUGCCGCAGGAGAUCUUCGACAAGAUAUACGGCCUUACCUUCUCGACCGACUCCUUCCCAACGACCCACAACAUAACCUCUUCAACACGUCCUCCAGCGAUCAUGCAAGUCGACCGUGCUUCCCGCACUACCAUUCAAGCAGCAUACUACUCUGCAUCUUUCAUCUUGCGCGAUCACUUCCAGUGUCGUCGCUGGAUCGAUACACUCUCUGCCUACCAGAAAUCCCUCAUUCUUGGGAUUCAGUACUCUUACCAUCCCGACCAAGAUCCGAUACAGAACCCCCUAAAUGAAAUGCUGAGCCGAUUGUAUCCAUUGCCAAUGUGGCAAUAUAUUGAGACUUGGGAGUUCGAGAUCGUUACCGCGAAAUGCGUUCAGGAGCGAAUCUGGUGCGAUGGUUGGAAGUGGACUCUUACGUGGAGGUUUAUGAAUACACUUGAUCCUUGGACUCGGAGACUUAGGGACUGCGAAAUGGCUGAGCAUUUAAAGCAGAUUCAUACAUCGAUUACGCACACUUAUAGACUUGAAACUUGGACUCGGAGACUUGGGGACUACGACAUAGCUAUUGAAAGCAGAUUCAUACAUCAAUCACGUACUUAUAGACUUGAAACUGAGAAUUUGAAGGAGAUUUAA